CCCCCCCCGCUCUCUCUCUACCCCACCUUCCCCUAUUCCUCUGUGUCCCCUCGUAUUCUUCCUCGAUUCGCCCCACGCGAACCUAAACCCUAGAUCGGUUUCUCCCUCCGUUCUGCUCCGAGAUUGGCGUUCUCGGAGUGGGAAUGGUGGAUUAGGGCUCGCAUCGAGCUAGAGAGAGGGCGGUCAUUGGCUGCAGAACUCUAAUGUUUUGAAACAUUGGGGUCGGGGUUAGGGUUAGGUUUGUCCAUGUAUGUUGCUGAGCUGAAGGAGCGGCACAUGGCCGCGACGGCGACCGUGAACGGUCUGCGCGAGCGGUUGAAGCAGAGGCGGCAGGCGCUUCUCGACACCGAUGUUGCUGGAUAUGCUAAGAGCCAUGGGAAAACGGCGAUUAGCUUUGGCUCCACGGAUCUGGUUUGCUGUAGGACCCUGCAGGGUCAUACGGGGAAAGUCUAUUCGCUGGAUUGGACUCCUGAAAGGAAUCGGAUAGUUAGUGCUUCUCAAGAUGGGAGAUUAAUUGUGUGGAAUGCCUUGACAAGCCAGAAAACGCAUGCUAUAAAGCUUUACUGUGCUUGGGUCAUGACAUGUGCCUUUGCCCCCAACAGUCAGUCUGUUGCAUGUGGUGGCCUUGAUAGUGCGUGCUCUAUUUUCAAUCUCAAUUCUCAAGUUGAUAGAGAUGGAAAUAUACCAGUAUCAAGAAUACUUACUGGGCACAAGGGCUAUGUAUCAUCUUGUCAGUAUGUCCCAGAUCAGGAGACUCGACUGCUUACCAGCUCAGGGGAUCGGACAUGUGUCUUAUGGGAUGUUACUACUGGUCAGAGGAUCUCCGUCUUUGGAGGCGAAUUUCCAUCAGGACACACAGCUGAUGUGUUGAGUGUCUCAAUCAACUCUUCAAAUUCAAAUAUGUUUGUCUCUGGUUCAUGCGAUGCUACUGCUCGACUGUGGGAUACUCGAAUUGCUAGUCGAGCAGUCCGAACUUAUCAUGGUCAUGUCGGGGAUGUUAAUGCUGUCAAAUUCUUCCCUGAUGGGCAAAGAUUUGGGACUGGCUCUGAUGAUGGCACAUGCCGAUUAUUUGACAUGAGGACAGGACAUCAACUUCAAGUUUAUGGUCAGCAGCAUGACAAUAAUGAUAAUGAUGUUCCCAUUGUCACAUCCAUUGCCUUCUCAAUAUCGGGUAGACUCCUUUUUGCUGGAUACUCCAAUGGUGAUUGUUAUGUGUGGGACACACUGGUAGCUGAGGUAGUCCUGAAUUUGGGAACUCUGCAAAACUCUCAUGAGGGCCGCAUAAGCUGCCUAGGUUUGUCAUCUGAUGGGAGUGCCUUAUGCACAGGAAGUUGGGACAAAAACCUAAAGAUUUGGGGCUUUGGAGGACACAGGAAGGUGAUCCAUUCUUUGCGUUGAUAGCACUUGUGGAAUAUCUCAGUUUGGUGCCCAACUUGGAGGACCAUUUUCUUGCAAAUGCCAGCUAGCUCUUGUACGAUGGAUUCUGCUGUAUCUUGCCCCCUAAAGCUACAAGUCCUGAUUCCAUGAAGCUCAAGCAUCUUGAGAUAUCAAUUUUUUUAAUGGGGGCACUUGCGUGAGAUAGAGAAAAGGUUGCAGAAAUGCCAUCAGGACUGUCGUGCAUCAUUUCAAUUAUCUGUUGUCAUUUGUAUAAUUAGAUUCCGGUAACUCCUUUUUCGUCAUAUUAUUUGUAAAAUGUAAUGUCUUUUGUUGGUUUUUUUAGGCUAGAGAAUGUUAUCUCAUCCUGUCUGUACUCUGUUUGGUCUGUACAACUUGGUUUGGUAUCUUGACUUGAUAUUUUGUUUGCUAUUUGAACUUCAGAGAUGGUUU
Molecule: messenger RNA, 1827 nt
Organism: Phoenix dactylifera (date palm)
Lineage: Eukaryota; Viridiplantae; Streptophyta; Magnoliopsida; Arecales; Arecaceae
Product: guanine nucleotide-binding protein subunit beta
Biological process (GO): signal transduction
Molecular function (GO): protein binding
Source: RefSeq, a predicted model, not a curated record